AUGCUUGCCUCUCCCAUUCUUUUGCUGUCGUCCCUGGUGGCCGGCGCAUUCGGCGCGGCUCGGACCUCGCCCCCUUCCGGCGCCCUAGUCGUUGCAAAGUCCGGUGGCCAGUACACCUCCGUCCAAAAGGCCGUUGAUGCCGCCAAGUCCGGCAGCAUCAUUUUCAUCCAGCCGGGCAUCUACAAUGAGCAGGUCCUGAUCCCGGCCAACAAGGGCGCCCUCACCAUCUACGGCUCCACCACCGACGACCAGGAUUACUCCAAGAACCAGGUCACCAUCACCAACAGCCUCGGCGCCGAUAAGGCCGGCAGCAACGACGCCUCCGGGACCCUUCGAGCCAAGAACAACGGCCUCAAGGUCUACAACAUCAACAUCGUCAACUCGCGUGGCAAGGGCGUCCAAGCCAUCGCCCUCAGCGCCUACGGUAACCAGCAAGGCUACUACGGCAUCCAGGCCAAGGGCUACCAGGACACAGUCCUCUCUAACCAGGGCAACCACUACUUCCACGGCUCCUACAUCGAGGGCGCCACUGACUUCAUAUUCGGCCAGAAAGCCAUCGCUUGGUUUGAGUCCUGCACGCUCGCCAUCAGCGGAAAAGGCUACAUCACCGCCAGCGGUCGCGAUUCCGAGAGCAACCCGUCAUGGUACGUCAUCAAUAAGUCCACCGUUAAGGCCCUCUCCGGUGUUGGCGACGGCCAGACCUUCCUCGGCCGCCCCUGGCGCACGUUCGCCCGUGUUGUUUUCCAGAACACCGACCUUGGCUCCGUCGUGAACUCAGCCGGCUGGACCAAAUGGGGAAGCAACCCCACUAACAACGUCGUAUACCGCGAGUAUGCCAACACUGGCAAGGGCGCCAGCGGCACCCGUGCCAGCUUCUCCAAGAAGCUGACCGCUGCAGUCAAGAUCGGUGAUGUUCUCGGCUCUACCUCCUGGAUCGACUCCAAGUACACUGGCGGCAGCAAGGCUGCGAGCACCAGCUCCGAGUCUUCCACCGUGUCCCAGCCCGCUGUCGUUGCCGAGGCUGCUCCUUCCAAGUCCACCCCUACCACUCUGCAGACUAUUGUCAAGGCCUCCUCCACUCCUGCUCCCGCGGUCGCCGCGGCUGACGACUGCAGUGGUGUUGCUGACGGCUUUGCGUCUCUGAAUGGCGGCACCACUGGUGGCAAGGGCGGUGAGGUCGUUGUUGUCAAGACCCAGGCCGACCUCGAGAAGUACGCCAGCGCUUCUGGCAAGUACGUCAUCAAGGUAUCUGGCAAGAUCACCAUUACUCCCAAGGGCAAAGAAGUCAAGGUUUCUUCCGACAAGACCAUCGUUGGUAUCGGUGCUACUGCCGAGAUCGACCAGGGCGGUUUCAACCUCCAGAACCAGCGCAACGUCAUCUUCCGCAACAUCAGGAUUGGCAACACCUACGUUGAGGGUGAUGAGGAAGGCAAGACCCAGGACUUUGAUGGCAUUCAGCUGGAUAACUGCACCAACAUCUGGAUCGACCACGUUCACUUCGAGAAGGGCGGUGACGGCCUCCUCGACAGCCGCAAGGACACCACGUUCCUGACUGUCUCCUGGACCAUCUUCCGCAAUCACAACAAGGCCUUUGGCAUUGGCUGGACUGACAACGUCAACGCGCAAAUGACGAUUCACCACAACUUUUUCGACCAGACCAAACAGCGCAACCCCUCCGUGGACAAUGUGAAGCACGCCCACCUGUACAACAACGCGCUCGUCGGCCAGACCUCGUACGGCCACUACGCGCGCGGCAAGACCGAGAUGCGCAUGGAGAACUGCUACUUCGAGAAGGCCCGCAACCCCAUCCAAGCCGACGCCACCGCCAAGCUCAGCGCCACGGGCAACGUCUACAAGAGCACCACUGGUAGCACCGCCAAGAACGCCGGCACUGUCUUCGACCCCAAGACCUUCUACGACUACAAGCUCGACGCCGCUGCCGACGUGUACGGUAUUGUAUCUGAGGGUGCUGGGCGCCAGGCGAGCAUCUGCGCUGCUUGA
Colletotrichum spaethianum is the source of this 2001-nucleotide messenger RNA. Its product is annotated as pectinesterase. The coding region runs from base 1 to 2001 and encodes 666 amino acids. NCBI's taxonomy places the organism in Eukaryota, Fungi, Ascomycota, Sordariomycetes, Glomerellales, Glomerellaceae. Gene Ontology annotation, biological process: cell wall modification. Gene Ontology annotation, molecular function: pectinesterase activity. The transcript is spliced from 4 exons. The record is from RefSeq and is a predicted model, not a curated record.